CACGUGAUCAUUUGAUGAGCAGAAUUCGUUUUUUUAAAUUGUCAUAUAAUUCUUCUAAAAAUGGACAAUCUAGAACAAUUGAAAAAAAGAAUAUAUUCGGUUCUACAGUCGUCUAAAUCAGCCAUCACUGAUAAUGAACUCAGAAUGCGUAUUGGCAAUGCUGAUGUUGCACUUCGAUUAAGUGCUUUGAAUUCAUUGAUUAGUGAGAAAAAAAUCCAAACCAGGGAUGGCCCUGGAAAUAAUGUGACACAUUUUGAACUGUUUGUUGAAGAAAAAAGUCAUGAAGAUAUUGUUCUAGAUGUAAUCAGAGCAGCGGACAAUAAUGGUAUUUGGAUUCGUGAUAUCAGAUCAAAAACAAAAUUGGCCGAACUUGUUCUCAAUAAAGUGUUAAAAAGUUUGGAAAAUAAAAAACUAAUCAAAUCAAUAAAAGCCAUUUCGAAUAGAAAAUUAUAUUUCCUGUUCGAUCUUCAGCCUGAUGAAACAAUAACUGGUGGCGCCUGUUAUGAUUCCGGUUCAAUACGGGAAGAUGUUGUUCGAAAUCUAAAAACUACAUGUCUACAACAUUUAUAUGACAAAUGCAAAAGUUCAUUUGAAAAAGCUGUUGCCAGAUUUGAUGCUAACUGUAGCGAUAAUGAUGAUGAUUUUACUGAUCAAGAUUUUGAUCCAGUCUAUGCUAGUGCAUCGGAUAUUUUCAAUGAAUUCAAAGGUGCAAAAUUAUUUCAUGAUAUAAAAAUGGCCGAUAUUGAAAAUAUUCUCAAUGUAUUAUGUUUUGAAUGUAAAAUUUUGAAAAAAACCAUCGGUGAACGAUCAUUGUUUCGAUAUAAUCCAUUGAAUCGUGAUAAAUCCGAUUUAUUCUAUGCUCCCUGUAUGAUAUGUCAUCUAUAUAGAGAUUGUAAGCCUGGAUCGGUACGGAUUUCACCGGAAAAUUGUCGAUAUAUAAAUUAUGAAUUAUUUUGAUUUUUUUCUUUCUUAUCCAAUAAAUUUGCUUGAAAUAUAAACAAACUAA
Dermatophagoides farinae (American house dust mite) is the source of this 1006-nucleotide messenger RNA. It is a transcript of the gene Polr3F, whose product is annotated as RNA polymerase III subunit F. Gene Ontology annotation, cellular component: RNA polymerase III complex. Gene Ontology annotation, biological process: transcription by RNA polymerase III. The record is from RefSeq and is a predicted model, not a curated record. Lineage: Eukaryota; Metazoa; Arthropoda; Arachnida; Sarcoptiformes; Pyroglyphidae.